CGACAAUUUAAUGCCUAAAGCUGCUGCACUUUCCGUCUGUGUUUCUUCUCCGCACUUAGGCUGCAUGGAAGCUCCGACGACGACGCGGCGCGUGGCGGCCCCAGCUCGCUCGGGCUCCUUUCCUAGCGCCCGGAUGCUGGAGGCUCAGCGCACCUUCCAGAGUGUGGUGAAGCAGGAGCUGCAGAUGCUGCUUGAGGGCGGCACGAAGCGCGAGGAGGCGGUGAAGCUACUAUUGCGACGCAUCGUGGCCAGCACAGAACCUCCCGAGGCCGCAGCCGUUCGUGGCGUUAUGCGUCAGUUCCAAAUGAAUUACGACGACGCAGUGCGCGCUCUAAUCGUCAAACAGGAGCUUGGUAGACUCAAGCGCCAGGGACUGGACUCGUUCGCAGCUAUUGAGGAACUUACACGUAAAAUGAGGAGUCGAGAGGUAGAAGAGGAGGAAGAAAGGGUAGAACAGGAAGUAGAACACAAGGAUAGUUCAGUUGAAGAGAAGAACGAACAGGUUUCUAGUGAAGAGCAAGAGGAAGAAGCCAUCCCAGCGGCUGAGAUGGCGUCGCCGACGUCGGAAAAAGACGGGAACGAGACGUCCUUGUCGCUAAUUCAACGUAUCGGUCAAGUAUCAAUCUCCUCUGGCAAUAUGCCUGAGAGGGAGAACGAGGAACGUGAAGAAGAGAAGGAAUCAAACGAAGAUACAGACGGAGAAGAUGAAUCUGUAAGAGGACACAAUAAGACGCAGUACAAGUCUCCUCUUCGAGUUCGAAGCCCCAACAGCAACAACCUGGCAGAUCUCACGCCACAGUCACGCAAACGACGUGCUGCCUUCGAUACUACCAAUAACAACAGCGGACGUAGUGUGAAGCCAUUGUUCCCGAGUGUAAAGAAGCAGAAAUUGUGCGCUGAAGUGGGCGCCGGGUUCCUUCAAGUCGUCACGCGUAAAUCCAAGCAAACGCCCCCUAAUGUAUCCAAGAGCACAGCAGCAGGGUUGUCUGGGUCCUCGCCAAGUAGCGGGAAAGGUGGUGGAGGCUCACGUGACCACAACUCCAAGAAUUUACACAAGCGGCAACGAGACAGCCCCACAGGGAUGCAGGACGAGGACGAGUCUCCCAUCGCAGAUGAACUUCGUAUUUCCCACGUGCAUCACCGACAUCACACGCAUCAUAGCAAGCGCCAGAAGAGCGGCAGCCAUUAAACACACGGACGACCGAGGAGUACGAGUCUUAAUUAUUUCAACCUCUGUAAGACCGUUUUGGAACAUGUAGAAAAGCUAGGAACAAGAGAAUGAAGAAGAAAAAAGGAAAAUGGAGACGCCGUGUAAGAGAAAUAGGAAUACAGGAAGAUUACAUGAAUCUGUAUUUUAGCUGCAAAUUACAGACAACUCUAAUCGAUACUCUAAUCCUGAAAAUGGCG
Molecule: messenger RNA, 1407 nt
Organism: Phytophthora nicotianae INRA-310
Lineage: Eukaryota; Oomycota; Peronosporomycetes; Peronosporales; Peronosporaceae
Exons: 1
Coding region: 11-1189 (392 amino acids)
Source: RefSeq, a predicted model, not a curated record